Panicum hallii is the source of this 1592-nucleotide messenger RNA. RefSeq names its product protein EXORDIUM-like. The transcript has a single exon. NCBI's taxonomy places the organism in Eukaryota, Viridiplantae, Streptophyta, Magnoliopsida, Poales, Poaceae. Bases 75 to 1235 code for a protein of 386 amino acids. The record is from RefSeq and is a predicted model, not a curated record.
CCAAGCAAUCCCCAUCAACCUGCGGGUGUUUUGCAACGGUGCACCGCACGCACGCCGGGUAUCCAUUCCUUUCCAUGCAUGCCUUGCCUUGCCUGCUCGGCUCGCCCCGCUCGACGGCUCGAGCAAGCAACAACGAUACCCAGCACGUCACCAAUGCAAUAAUCCACACCCACCCUAUAUAUACAUAUAUAUUGUCGCUGCAUUGCAACCCCUGCUUAAGCUUAACGGUCGCAUACUGUUCGGCCAUGGAGAACCCAGGGUCGUUCGGCGCCGGCUGCCGCCUCCUCCUCGCCCUGCUGGUGAUCGCCUUCGCGCGCCCGUGCCAUUCCUCCCUGUACCACCUGCCGCCGCCCGUCAUGAUCUACCACGCCGGCGCGGUGCUCGACGGCGCCGUGCCGGUCUCCGUCCUCUACUACGGCGCCUUCUCGCCGCACCAGAAGGCCAUCGUGGCCGACUUUCUGCUCUCCCUCUCCCCGCGCGGGCGCCAGCCGCAGCACCACUGGUUCGGCGCGCCGGGCCCCGCCCCGGCGCCGUCGGUGGCGCGAUGGUGGGAGACCGUGGACCGGUACGUGCGCAAGGCCGACCGGGACCCGCCGCGGGUGCUGCUGGCCAGCCAGGUGCACGACGAGGCGUGCUCCCUUGGGAAGACGCUCUCCAGGCUCCAGGUUGAGCGGCUGGCGGUGCGCCUCGGCGUGGCGCCCGGGGGCGUGGCCGUCGUGCUCACGGCAGCCGACGUCGCCGUCGAGGGGCAGUGCAGCAGCGCGUGCGGGGCGCACGGGGCCUCCGCGCCGGGGGGCGCAGCGCACGUCUGGGUGGGCAACGCCGCCGUGCAGUGCCCCGGCCGGUGCGCGUGGCCGUUCCACCCCGCGGAGGGCGCGGCCUACGGCGCGCGACACGCGCCCGGGCGCAGCGGCCGCGGCGGCGAGACACUGCGCGCGCCGAACGGCGACGUCGGCGUGGACGGCAUGCUCGUCAAUCUGGCGGCGAUGCUAGCCGGCGCGGUCACCAACCCGUACGGCCACGGAUUCUUCCAGGGCGACCCUGGCGCACCGGUCGAGGUGGCGGCCGCGUGCCCGGGUGUCUACGGCCGCGGCGCGUAUCCGGGGUACCCCGGCGCGGUGAGGCUGGACACGGUCACUGGUGCGGGGUACAACGUUGUGGGCAGGAACGGCAGGAAGUACCUCGUGCCGGCGCUGGUCGACCCCGACAACUACUCCUGCAUCAUCAUGUCGUAGACCCAUCAGCUGAGGCUCGAUUGAAUUGCAGCCGUUAUACAUGAUGAGAGUUUAGGAGUUGGGGCCACGCAUGGUUGCUUGCUGAUGACAGCGCUUCAGCGCUGAAGCGCUGGUAUCUACUUCCUCCAUUUUAGAUUGUAGAUCAUUUUAACGAAUUUAGAUAUAUAACUUUCGCUAUGGACUUAGAUAUACACUAUAUCUAGAUACAUAAUUUAUGUAUUUAGAUUCGCCAAAACGACCUAUAAUUUAGAGCGGAGGUGCGCACGAUCUAAUGUUGCAUGUAAUUUGUCCCUAGGUGAUGAGUACUUGGAUUUAGUUGGAGUCGUAUAUAUACACCAUGAAUAAAAUUAUGACUAA